This is a messenger RNA of Fusarium verticillioides 7600, 213 nucleotides long. RefSeq lists its product as hypothetical. The transcript has a single exon. NCBI's taxonomy places the organism in Eukaryota, Fungi, Ascomycota, Sordariomycetes, Hypocreales, Nectriaceae. The record is from RefSeq and is a predicted model, not a curated record. Bases 1 to 213 code for a protein of 70 amino acids.
AUGCCGGACAAGAAAGCAACAACCCCUACAAGGACAGCCGAGUUGACUCUAGCGGGCCAAGUCGGAGGAGAGACAAACGAUUCCAGCCCAGGCCCUGCCUUGCUUUUGAUGCUUGUCAAUUUUGACCAGGAUCGAGCAGGCAUUGAUGAAUCAAUCAAAUUCAAGAGCAGAGAGACCCAUGGCUUGAACCCGGAAAAUAGCAAGGAUAAUUAA